Lactuca saligna is the source of this 309-nucleotide messenger RNA. NCBI's taxonomy places the organism in Eukaryota, Viridiplantae, Streptophyta, Magnoliopsida, Asterales, Asteraceae. The record is from the annotation of a GenBank genome assembly.
AUGAAGCCAUUUGAAGAACCUAAGGACAUCCAAGAUCUACCAGGGGGAUUAAUCAUCAAGGAUUAUUGGAGCAUCAUGUAUAAGAAGAAGGAGGGUACAGUUCUGAAAAAUUGCAUGUUCUAUUUAAGGGAUAAACACUUAUAUUCCACAAGUGUUGUUAAUCGAAUUCUGGCAAGGGCUAAAGCGAACAAGGCCAAACUAGCUUCUGAUUUAAAAUGUAUGUCGGAUAUGAUGCAAUGGUAUAUGGCUAUCAGGGCAUCCCUUCUGAAAAUAAUGCCUAAGGUUUUUGAAGCGGGAAGACAACAAUGA